Leptomonas pyrrhocoris is the source of this 883-nucleotide messenger RNA. RefSeq names its product putative uracil phosphoribosyltransferase. The transcript has a single exon. NCBI's taxonomy places the organism in Eukaryota, Euglenozoa, Kinetoplastea, Trypanosomatida, Trypanosomatidae. The record is from RefSeq and is a predicted model, not a curated record. The coding region runs from base 131 to 883 and encodes 250 amino acids.
AGAUUAGCGAACACGCGCAAGCACAUACACACACGAGUGAAAGUAUCACAUAUCGAGCUAAAAAUAGAAAAGGUAUCAGAAAAGGAAAAGAAGAGAAUUCGAGUUUCAAGCUUUCGUCUUUACUUCAGCCAUGUCCAACGCCGAAGGUACUACUGCCGUGCACAUGCACAGUGCUACCGCUGUGGAGCACGAGAGCACCAUGCAGAUUUUGAACAUGUACCCCGGUCACCUGCACCUCCUGCCGCAGACGCCGCAGCUGCACUUUCUCUUCACCGUCAUCCGCAACGUCGAGACACAGCGCACUGACUUCGUCUUCUACUCGGAGCGUAUCAUGCGCCUGAUCCUCGAGGCGGCGCUGUGCAUGAUCCCUGUGGAGCCGUGCAACGUGAUGACCCCCACCAAAGCCGUGUACAAGGGCGUCCGGCCGGACCAGCGCGGCAUCAUCGGUGUGUCCAUCAUGCGCGCUGGGGAGUCGAUGGAGCGCGUGCUGCGUGAGAUGUGCCGCGGCGUGCGCAUUGGCAAAAUCCUCGUCCAGCGUGAUGAGACGAGCGCCGAAAAAGGCCCGGACAGCCGCUUCAGCUACAGCAAGAUGCCGAAGGACGUCGCGAACCGUCGCGUGCUGCUGCUGGACCCGAUGUGUGCCACCGGCGGCAGCGCCAUCAAGGCGACGGAGAUUUUGAUCCACGAGUACGGCGUGGCGGAGGAGAACAUCAUUUUCCUGAAUCUGGUCGCUGCGCCGGCCGGCAUCAAGAAAUACCUCGGCCGCUUUCCCAAGAUCCAGAUCGUGACGGCCGCCAUUGACGACGACCUGGACGAGAACAUGUACAUCCUGCCGGGUCUCGGUGACUUCGGCGACCGCUACUUCGGCACCAUCGCUGACUAG